Messenger RNA from Triticum aestivum (bread wheat), 1549 nucleotides. RefSeq lists its product as uncharacterized. The record is from RefSeq and is a predicted model, not a curated record. Bases 596 to 1549 code for a protein of 317 amino acids. Lineage: Eukaryota; Viridiplantae; Streptophyta; Magnoliopsida; Poales; Poaceae. The transcript is spliced from 2 exons. Gene Ontology annotation, molecular function: ubiquitin protein ligase activity. Gene Ontology annotation, cellular component: cytoplasm.
GAGUUUCCAAAGCAUCUUCGGACUGACAUGCGCGUUCAGCUCGAAGCGACCCAGCACACGGAGUCUUGCCGGACUUCUAUACGAGCCGGAUUCAGACACUACUAGAAACGAAAACACCUCCUAUCUGAGUCUGACUCGAACAGAGGCUGCACGUAUGCUACUAGGGAACGGAUAACUUUGGCCCUUUAUAUACAGAUACAUAGAUCCGCCCUUGUAAUCGUCACAGCCGGGAGUCCCCCAAAUUUUGAUUGAACUCUCGUUUCGCCACCCAAGAAAUUGCCGAUUUUGUUGGGAAGGUUGCAUUGUCGCUUGUUCGUUGCUAAUCGCCGAAAUAAACCUGCGGUAGCGGAGGCAUGGCUAAUCUCCGACAUACAAGGAAGGAGGAGAUGAUCGGCAAGAGGAGGGAGAGGGCGUCCUCGUCCUCAAGAAGGACGUGUUGGACUGUCCCGUCUGCUCCAACCCCCUCAGCCCUCCCAUCUUCCAGGUAAUCAUAUUGAUUUUCUUGUAUGUAUAUAUUAGUCUCGUAUACUUUCAUUAUUCAUGUGUUGACGACGUUAAUUCUGAACCAUGUCCGGUUGAUUCUCUGCAUGCACGCAUGCAGUGCAAACUAGGGCACUUGGUCUGCUCGCCCUGCCGCGACAAGCUCCCGGGGAAGAAGAAGAAGGCCUGCAGCGUGUGCUCUAAGGCCGUCUCCAGACGAUGCCAUGCCAUGGAGCGCGUCGUCGAAUCCAUCGUCGUGCCGUGCUCCAACGCCGCGCACGGGUGCACCGCCAUGAUGGCCAGCGGCGAGAAGGCGGAGCGCGAGGAGGCUGUUGGGUGUCUAGCCCUAGCCCUCCCUCUCACCGGAACUCUCUCUCUCUCUAUACUCUCUCUAGAACGAUCAGAGAAAGAAGAAAGGAGAGAGACACAAGACACGAUGGUUCCGGCGCACGAACGCCUGCCGCACGAACGGCGUCUUCCUCGAGCACGAACUCGAGCCCCACACAAACAACAGUACGCGGGGUGGAGCUUUAUACACGGGCGCGCCCACACGACGCCGCGCUCCCCACUCCUCCACGCCCGCACGCUCCGCACGCCUUGGCUCACGCACCCGUCGCGCACCAACGCGAUCAACGCGGCCGGGCUCCAGCAGAACGCCGCGGUCACCCCCGCCACUAUCGCCAACUACCCACGCAACAGCGCGAGCCGACGCCCACUGCCGCUGCAGCAGCCCGCAGUCCCGUGCACCGUCGCGCCGCGUUUCCGUGCCCCCACGGUUGUCGCGCCGAGCCGCCGCGACUUCUGCGCCACCACACAGCUCCUCCGCGACCUCCUCGUCUCCGCGACUGCCGUGCUCUUCGCGUGCACGACAUCAGUCCGCACCGCCGUGGAGUCGCCGCGCGUCGCGGUCGCCACGCGCUCGCCGCGCGCUGCAACCUCCAUGCCCGACGCGCUCGCCGCGCGCGCCACCGCGCGCCACGGCCGCAAACCUGUAGCUCUGAUGCUAAGUGUUGGGUGUCUAGCCCUAGCCCUCCCUCUCACCGGAAUUCUCUCUCUGUACUCUCGCUAG